UGCGCAGAACACUGGUGGCGCUCAAAGUGCCAUAACAUAAGUUCGUGUAUAAAAUUGGCUGACAGAACAUAGUAACCUCUAAGAAUACCAGAAGAUCUCUGCGACAGCUGGUUCUGUGUAUUUGGAGUGGUACUUGUCUUUUGGCGUUGGUCAAUGUCGAGUCAAGCCUGGUUAGAAUCGUCUCUGAGACGCUCUUCCAGGCUUGGACUGCAAGUGUUGGAACGUGCCCAGAGACGUAGCGUCGACUGGGCGAGUUUGAGUCCGUCAUCGCAGCCAACACCGCUUGAGGAUGCCGCGAGAAACCAGCCCCAGUACUGUGAGGCGGAGACACAGAACGUGCGGGCACGUACAAAGCUUGAUGACGCUUUUGAAACCAUAGUGGAAUUUAUGGCAGAAACUACUCAUCAAUGCAAGCACUUCUACAAGUCCGUUCCUGCGCAGGGGGCCUCUGAGAAUGAGGUAAAGCACGUGUGUAGAUACCAUUCACGCCAGCUGCCAGGGCACCUAAAGGACACAACCUCUGGGAAGAAUGAGCAAGAGUCAUUGGAGGAUUUGCACAUUGAAGUUUCUCCUGGGACCUAUGCAGUCACCGUUGGAGCAGGAGACUCGAGCCAGCAGACCCACCUGGUCCGGGUCGAUGCCGGAGAGAGCGUCAACGUGACAUUUCACCUAUAACCUUUCACCUGCAUGGGUCUUAACAAAACUGUCUAAUGCGUGAAUUUUUUUUUUUUUUUUUUUU
Molecule: messenger RNA, 739 nt
Organism: Conger conger (European conger)
Lineage: Eukaryota; Metazoa; Chordata; Actinopteri; Anguilliformes; Congridae
Gene: akip1
Product: A kinase (PRKA) interacting protein 1
Exons: 5
Coding region: 154-675 (173 amino acids)
Biological process (GO): regulation of non-canonical NF-kappaB signal transduction
Cellular component (GO): nucleoplasm
Source: RefSeq, a predicted model, not a curated record